This is a messenger RNA of Pelobates cultripes (western spadefoot toad), 468 nucleotides long. The record is from the annotation of a GenBank genome assembly. Lineage: Eukaryota; Metazoa; Chordata; Amphibia; Anura; Pelobatidae.
AUGACAUUGGCCGACUUAGGCCAAACGAAGUCUGAGUGGUGGGAGAUGGUGAAGGCCAGAACUCAACGGCUGUUUCGCAAUCUCGCCUGGAACAUGCAGUCCUCCAGGUACAAGAUGUAUCUGGGCUUGCUUGGGAGGUUAGACAUCCUGAUCUCGCAGGGAGGUGACCCCGAGGACAUUGCGGCAGUUAAAAACCUGAUGAGGAGUUAUCAGUAUGACAGGUACGCCUCCCUUGUAAAAGAGAGGGAUCAUGGGUCAUACUGCUCGCCCGAUCCUUAUCUUAGCUGCAAGCGGAAGGAAGGUACCAAGUCCAUCCCUAGUCUGCGGGGCACCGACGGGACCCUAGAGGAGUCUCCUCGCGGGAUUCUGAAGGUGGUCCGCGACUACUAUAUUGAGCUCCUCGGAAAGGGCAGCCCCCAAUGUAGCGAGGAGGAACCUCCCACGGGAGAAGGGUGGAUGACUUCUUGA